Molecule: messenger RNA, 470 nt
Organism: Dioscorea cayenensis subsp. rotundata (Guinea yam)
Lineage: Eukaryota; Viridiplantae; Streptophyta; Magnoliopsida; Dioscoreales; Dioscoreaceae
Exons: 2
Coding region: 36-272 (78 amino acids)
Source: RefSeq, a predicted model, not a curated record
GUGAGAGAGAGAGAGAGAGAGAGAGAGAGAGAGAGAUGGCGGGGUUGGGCAUGGGGGCGUUCUGGGGGACGCGGGUGAUGGAAGUGGUGAAGCGGAACAACUCGCCGGGACUCCUCUGGAAGCGCAUCAAGCUCACCGGUACCCGCAAGAACAAUGCCAAGAAGCGCCUUCGCCGAAUCUGGCAGAAUGAGGCAGUAAUAAGGGCUUGUGCUGAUCCACCAGCUUCCGAGACAUCAACUACUGCAUCCAGUGUUGGGGGAGGUCAUCAAUAAGUGUUAGAUAAGCCUGCCAACAAUUCUCUUUCAUGGUUGCACGCUUCCUCUUAUUGAAUAUGUUUCUUUCCAAAAUUUUGCCAAAUGAAGGGGUGUUUGUAUCUGAUAACUUGUCUAGCUUAAAUGACUUUAAUGUAUUGGACCAUUUACAUCUGGAAUCUUUCUUGGUGCAAUUGUGCUGUUUUUUUUUGGGAUUAA